UAUGAAAACUGAAACACAUUUCAUCCGUCACUGAUUUUAGGCAAAUCAAAAAGCGAGAGAGCGGCCUGUAUAGACGCUUUUAUAGUAACACAACAAAGGGAGAAUUUGGUAGUCCAACUGCGUCUAGUGAGCUUUUCCUGCGAGGUUGCUUGUUUGAAGGAAGCUUUAAAUUAUCGAUUAGCAAGAUGGCAGACGAAGAUUUAUCGUUGAACGAAGAUCAACUGCUGGACAAUCUUGACGAGGCAAAUGGCGAGCACGAAGCGGAACUAAUGAACGAAAACGAGGAAGCCAAUAUGCAAAUCGAUCCUGAGCUAGAGGCAAUUAAGGCGCGUGUUAAGGAAAUGGAGGAGGAGGCGGAAAAAAUUAAGCAAAUGCAAUCUGAGGUUGAUAAGCAAAUGGCGGGCUCGACGACGGGUUUGGCCACUGUGCCAUUAUCUUUGGAAGAAAAACAAGAAAUUGAUACGCGUUCUGUAUACGUGGGCAAUGUAGAUUAUGGCGCUUCGGCUGAGGAGUUAGAAUCACAUUUUCAUGGCUGCGGUACCAUUAACCGAGUGACAAUUCUGUGCAACAAAGCCGACGGUCAUCCCAAAGGCUUCGCUUAUAUUGAAUUUGGUUCAAAGGAAUUUGUUGAGACUGCUUUAGCCAUGAAUGAGACACUUUUCAGAGGCCGGCAGAUUAAGGUUAUGUCUAAGCGCACCAAUCGCCCUGGACUUUCAACGACUAAUCGUUUCGCUCGCGGCAGUUUCCGUGGCCGGGGCGCACGUAUAUCUCGCGCUUGUUGCCACACUUCCUUCCGAGGUGCACGUCGCCCAAUAAGGGGUUAUCGUGGACGUGCAAAUUACUACGCACCCUAUUGAUUAAUGUUUUAUUCUUAUUUCUAAGAUUUUUUUUACAAUAUAUAAAAUGAUUUCAAAAAACAUUAUACAUACCGUUCGUUGUUACCAAUCUUCUUAAAAAAAAGCUGUCCAAAACAUUUAAUGAAUAAAUAAGCAUCAGACAAAAAAUAGACAACAACAUAAAGGAAAAAAGAAAAUGAUAAAAAAGGACAAAAGGGUUUAAAAAAGCGAAACUCGAUCAACAAUAAAUAAUAAACUCAAAUAUACUGCAAAAAAUAGAGCAUGAGAAAGAAAGAAAAACAGCAGGAUAUAAAAAAAAAUAACAGAAACAGAAAAAAUAUGGAUUUUCAUUAUUUCAUGGGUUAUAAUGUUUUUUGAACAGCAACACACCAACAUCCCCGUUUAAACCAUUUUAUUUUCCUAACUUUAAAUCACUCAACAAGUUCUCAACGAUUACAAAAGAGGAAAAGAACUUAUUUAAAGAAAAAAUUGCAAAA
Messenger RNA from Rhagoletis pomonella (apple maggot), 1333 nucleotides. RefSeq names its product polyadenylate-binding protein 2 (gene Pabp2). Gene Ontology annotation, molecular function: RNA binding. The transcript has 5 exons. The record is from RefSeq and is a predicted model, not a curated record. The coding region runs from base 186 to 857 and encodes 223 amino acids. Lineage: Eukaryota; Metazoa; Arthropoda; Insecta; Diptera; Tephritidae.